Molecule: messenger RNA, 2863 nt
Organism: Neoarius graeffei (lesser salmon catfish)
Lineage: Eukaryota; Metazoa; Chordata; Actinopteri; Siluriformes; Ariidae
Gene: nfyc
Product: nuclear transcription factor Y, gamma
Exons: 11
Coding region: 693-1790 (365 amino acids)
Biological process (GO): regulation of DNA-templated transcription
Cellular component (GO): CCAAT-binding factor complex; nucleus
Molecular function (GO): DNA-binding transcription activator activity, RNA polymerase II-specific; DNA binding; protein heterodimerization activity
Source: RefSeq, a predicted model, not a curated record
AGCGUGGGACGCAACGGCGUCACAAAUCCUGCAGAUCCAUGUAAAGGUGACCUUUUGCAUGUUCUAUCUGAUGACCCAGGCACUUUUUACUCAGGACAGUGCACUUUUCAUUUGGAAAAGGAAGCUGCCAGGUGUAGACUCUGUUUGCUCCGGAGCGAGCAUUAGCUUGCUGUACCCGUCUGUGCUAGUGGGGCCUGUUGGCGUAUGAAGGUCACAAGAAUGUGAGACCGGCUCGCACGCUCACUCAGUCAGCAGGAAGAGCGUGAGACUGAGAGGACAGUGCAUGCCUCACAGACCCUCGCACAAGAGGGGCUCUUUGAGCAUCAGCAUGCUCUCUGGAGACACUGGCACGCAAAUUGGCUCCUUGGGUUUAGCAUGGGGUCAGCGAGAGCUACAGCAGGAGUCCUCUGUUCUUCUCUUGCUUUCUUCUCUGCUACUGUAUCUCCCUCUUUUUUUUUUUUGGUCCCUCCCUACCUUGCUCGUUUUCCCUCCCUCUCUCCUCUAUUGAAUGACCUUGAGCAAUCAGUAACCGCUUCCUGGAGUUGGUGUGAGGCUGAAACAAGGACGUAUUUAGCACGAGCGAGCUAUAGGUGCACGGUGAUUAAUCAUAGGUCAUAUAGCGCAGCUAUGUCUUCCGUCAUCUCAUCACACCCGUCUUCAGCUGUCACAACAAGCCAGAAGCAGAUCUGGAGAUGUCAGGAGACUCUUUCGGAGCAGUGGGAACAGAUGCCCAGCAGAACCUGCAGUCCUUCUGGCCCAGGGUCAUGGAGGAGAUCAGGAACCUCACUGUGAAGGAUUUUCGCGUGCAGGAGCUUCCACUUGCUCGCAUUAAGAAAAUCAUGAAGCUGGACGAGGACGUAAAGAUGAUUAGUGCUGAGGCUCCAGUGCUGUUUGCCAAAGCAGCUCAGAUCUUCAUCACAGAGCUCACUCUGAGAGCCUGGAUUCACACCGAGGACAACAAACGGCGCACGCUACAGAGGAAUGACAUAGCCAUGGCAAUCACCAAGUUUGACCAGUUUGACUUCCUCAUUGACAUUGUCCCAAGAGAUGACCUUAAGCCACCCAAACGACAGGAGGAGGUGCGUCAGUCGGUUGCCUCGACAGAACCAGUGCAGUACUACUUCACGCUGGCACAGCAGCCCGGUGCUGUACAGGUGCAGGGGCAGCAGCAAGGCCAGCAGGUGGCUACACCUGCCGCCGCCGCCGCCGCUGCCACCACCCUCCAACCGGGCCAAAUAAUCAUUGCCCAGCCUCAGCAGGGCCAGGUGUUGCAGGGGACCACCAUGCAGCAGCUACAGCAGGUGCAGGUAGCUCAAUCACAGGCUACCCCCAUUACGAGCGCUCCAGUGACCAUGCAGGUGGGCGAGGGCCAGCAGGUGCAGAUAGUGCAGGCGGCUGCGCAGGGCCAGGCUCAGACCCAGGCAGCUCAACCAGCCGGCCAGACCAUGCAGGUCAUGCAGCAGAUCAUCACCAACACAGGAGAGAUUCAGCAGAUCCCUGUGCAGCUGAACGCCGGAGGCCUGCAGUAUAUCCGUCUGGCUCAGCCAGUUUCAGGAGCACAAGUCGUUCAAGGACAAAUACAGACACUCGCAACCAACACUCAGCAGGUAUCACAGACAGAAGUGCAGCAAGGCCAGCAGCAGUUCAACCAGUUCACUGAUGGUCAGCAGUUGUAUCAGAUCCAGCAGGUGACUAUGCCAGCGGGUCAGGAACUAACUCAGCCCAUGUUCAUCCAGUCAACGAGCCAGACAGCUGAUGGCCAGGUCAGCACGCAGGUCAGCGCUGACUGAUGCGCAGCACUUCCUCCCUGACGCCCAGGCACUGACUGCACCAUAACCACGCUGCUCCAGACCAGCUCAACCAGCGGGAUCCCUACCACACCACUGUCAGCACCCACACACGGCGCCAUUUUGUUUAUUGUGCACAGCCAUAUGCAAUGCCAACAUGGCUGAACUGCACUUAGCCUUAGAGCUUUGAUACAACUCGUACUUUUCCCUGACUGCAGUUUAAAAAAAAAUUAUACAGAUGAUUUUGUCACUCUGCUCCCACCACAAUGUCUGGCAACACACACGUUUAUCCCAUCAUGACACUGAACAACACUUUCCUGUCUUCAGCCAAACAACACAUUAUUCUAAAUGCAUUUUUUUUUAAUUAUUAAGGUUACAAAGUAGCCAGUCAGCAAAGUUGCUGUGUUUUUCCCGAUCUGUUGGUGGGAACAUUGUGUUCAGAGCCAAACUGAUGUGGUUAUAUGAUCACGUAACUCACACCAUCUCAUCUUUAUGUAGUGGAAUUCUUUAGAUACUUGGGUACAAGUGAUCCCUGUUGAUCUGAUCCAAGUAUAAAGACUCUAAAUGGUCCAGUCUUCCGUGCAGUGUACUUUGAGCAUGUAUUGGUGACAGUGGUCUGAUCAAUGUUUGUUUGAAGGCUCUUCUGCCUUGUGGGAGGUCUGGGGAGAACCCUGUCUCUGAGAUUUAUGUGGUUCUGAAUAAAAAUGUCUGUCCUGGCUCAAGUUUCUGUUAAGCCCUAAUUUGUCGAUCAUGUCUCUUGUACAAUUCAAGACUUAAUGCUAAAGCCAUAAUCCACACAUCUUGUACAUGUUGGUCUCUGUAGUUUGUAUGAUAACUCUGAAAUUCAAUUUUAAUCAUAUUACUUCAAUUUUAUUAGUUACUUGUAUUGUAUAGACCUGCAAUUUGAUGAUGUGAUUAUUGUUGAAAGGGCUUCUUACUGUUGGGUUUUCUACAUGCAAAAUGUGUGUGUGUGUGUGGGGGGGGGGUGAUAAAGGGUGUAUGAGUCUAAUGGUUUGUGUAUCCGUUGUGUUUGAUAUUGUGCAUUAAAGUCUCUCGAGGGACCAGACAUGAAACUA